AUGAUCGCUUCCAGCUUGAAAAACGCAGAAGGCGAUCCGAUCAUCGAGCUAUUACUUCGAAAAGGCGCCGACGUAACAGCCAAGAGUAACUCCGGCCAGGUACACACCAUUCCCUCCACUCCCCAUCCAAGCAAGAAGAAAAGCAGACUGCUGACAAUCGGUAUCCGUACACAGAAUGCGCUCCACUUCGCAACCUCCAAAGCCAACAUCUCCACCGUCCGCACCCUAAUAGCCAACAAAUGCAGCGCCAGAGUCAAGGAUAAGCGCGGGCAAUUGCCGCUUCACCGGGCCGCAGCGAUCGGGUCGACGGCCAUCAUCAACAUCCUUCUGAAGGAUGGCAAGAGUCCGGUCAAUGCGACUGACAUGGAUGGCAUGACGGCGCUGCAUCAUGCUAUCUGCGAAGGCCAUGGUGAUGCUGCGAUCACGUUGCUCAAGGCGGGUGCGGAGACGGACAAGAGGGAUGCUGAUGGGAGAUUGGCGAUUGAUAUGGCUCCUGAUGGGAAGGUCAAGGGGUAUAUAAUCCAGACUGCUGAGAGAGAGGGCAUAGAGUUGUAG
Aspergillus melleus is the source of this 555-nucleotide messenger RNA. It is a transcript of the gene NAS6, whose product is annotated as ankyrin repeat domain-containing protein. The coding region runs from base 1 to 555 and encodes 184 amino acids. The transcript is spliced from 2 exons. Lineage: Eukaryota; Fungi; Ascomycota; Eurotiomycetes; Eurotiales; Aspergillaceae. The record is from RefSeq and is a predicted model, not a curated record. Gene Ontology annotation, cellular component: nucleus; cytoplasm. Gene Ontology annotation, molecular function: protein binding.